UUCCGGGUGGGACGGUUGAUUUUUGACCCGGGUACAAAUUUAUACGAUCUCCGCUCGCCCGAAACAUGGCCCACUCAAAAAUCAAUGUUAUCUCGGAACAAUCAGCGUCUUGCACGAAGACACGGGAAAACCUCGUGAGAAUUUGAUUUUGAACAGCCGUAAAAUAGCGAGACCGGGCUGACAAAGCUCAAAACAAUGGAAAGUUUUGCAAAAUUUAUAACAGUAAUACUUUCCCACAAAACAGACACGAAUGUUCCUAUUAAAUAUUAAAAAAAUAAAAUUAAAAUUUCAGCCCAGUUGUAACCCCAGGUAAACGCAAAAGGAAGCCGUCAUGUUGCAUGUUGUUGAACACAUCCAGUGGUAAUCGGUUGUACGUUCCCGGCGGUCGAGCGGAACAACAAACAGAGCUGUUCACGAGGACAGGCCUACCGAACUCAGCCUUAGUGUCGCUAACAAAUAAUCUUCUAAAACGUUUUUAAAACCUGCCGUGUACCGAGAAGAAACAACGAUGCCAGGGUACCGAAAAACUCUCAGCAACAUAGCUGAAAAACAGACGAGCGCAGACUUGAAGAGGAUGGUCUUCUUCUGCAAAGAUGUCGAAGGCAUGACGAAGAGAGAUCUGGAGGUGGACAGUGCAUUAGAUCUCUUUGGCAAACUGGAGGAACGAGGUGUUCUCUCCCCGGCCAAAACAACAUUCUUGGGGAAACUUCUUGGCGAUAUUGCUCGGUUUGACUGUCUAGAAAUGUGGGAAGAAUAUCAGCGCGGGUUGGCCAGCUCUAAGGACACAAAGAAAGGACAAGGAUCUUCUGAGCAUCCAGAUCUUGAAGAGUUUCUGAGUGAUGAUUACCUCCUGAAAUUAUCGAAGGAAAUACACGCAAAGGACAGAGAACCCUUGGGCAUCCAUCUGGGAAUUAAAGAACUAUCUAAGUAUGAAAUAUCCCAUCCUGGGAACUUGCAGGGACAGGUUUUAGCCAUGCUUAAGGACUGGAAAGGUGAUACAAUGACUGAUACAAAGAGCGAUGAGAAACAAGUAAGGUUCCUCGGUGAUUGCCUAGCUAAAACAGGACGCAAUGAUUUGAAAUUCAAAUUACUCAAAGCCCACAACUUAUCCCCAGCCACAGGGUAGACAAACAAGUAGCAUAGCGGCAUCCUACCAUUUCAACCGUUGAGGACCAGAUUAUCACCUAUCCGUAGGAUGUCAAAGAUUUUAAUCAGAAGGAUAAAUUGUAACACAUGCACCGGUUAGGCACUGAAGCUGAAAUAUCAGGUUAGAAAGAAACGAGUUACCCAGCAUGAUGUGGUGACACGUAUUUGUACUUACACAAGAAAUUAAUGGUGAGUGUUGUGGAGAAAAAGAGGCCUUUUACUUGUACUUUGUAUUUGCUCUAUUCCCCUGUACUGCAAUUUAUCAAAUACUUUCAUGUGCGUGGUUUUGCUGUCUGAGUUUCCUUUGCGUGGAUCCCUGAAAUGCUUCAGUUGUACCAUAAUGCAGUACUGUAGACUUACUUCCAUAUACCCGCCGCUUAAAUACAUGCGUAGGCCUAUAUUUCAACGACUUGAUAAGUGAUUUUAGUUUAGUUUAGUUUAGUUUAUUACCUUUAUUGCACAAAACAUCGAAACCAAUCUGUGGUGCAAAAGGGAAACCCCGAACAGGCAAACAGGCCCACUAACUGGGGACCCUCGUAUACACAAAAACAACCAUUUUGAGAUUACAUACAAUCGUAACUAAAUAGGCUAAACUUGAGUUAAGAUCUGUAGAUUAUUAUAUGGAUAAAAUGACACGAGUACUUAUAAUUUUGUAAAGUACAUCAGCCCAUCUGAAAUUAUGCUGGCUAACUUACAUAUUUCAAAACUGCACAUGCUACUUCUUUUUAAAAACUUAUUUCGUUUUAUUUGAGUUCUUUCUUGUAAUAAAACAUACCGGUAUGCAUUAUUCUAUUGGCGUUGUAGAAAAAAGCCCUUACAACACAAAGAGCAACAAAAAACAAAAGAAGAAAUUUAGAGGGCAAGGACAAUAACUAAUUCACCAAUCUGGCAUCUAUUUUACAAUAGGAAUCCUGAGAAAACAAAUUUUAUGCAAACACUGACAUAAUUUUAGAAGGUUGUCGUCUUUUAGCAUUUAGUGUGCUUUUUUUAUUCGUUGUUAUACAAGAAUCUGUACCCGACCCAUGUUUGACCCCGCGACAUGCCUUAUUAAAGACUGGAGCUUUCUGUAUUCUCCAGGUUAUACAUUGAGUUCUCUUAGGUUAUUUGGGCAAAAUUGUCAUUUUCAAAAGUUACUAGAAAGUUAUUGUCAGAGUGCAGAAAUUUCUGGAACGUAUGGGAAACCUUGAGCAACUUUCGAAAAUUA
Molecule: messenger RNA, 2350 nt
Organism: Acanthaster planci (crown-of-thorns starfish)
Lineage: Eukaryota; Metazoa; Echinodermata; Asteroidea; Valvatida; Acanthasteridae
Product: FAS-associated death domain protein-like
Biological process (GO): regulation of apoptotic process
Molecular function (GO): protein binding
Source: RefSeq, a predicted model, not a curated record